UUCUGGAGACUGCGCACUCUGUGCGGAUCUACUCCAAGCAGCAUCACAAAACUGCGUAUGCAAGCAGAACUGCGUCUAUCGGGUUGGGGGCAGCAGGAUAUGCCGCUAAGGAAAAUCAAAUAGCAGUGGACACUGAAAGGACUGUAACCCUGUGUGCACGGUGCAAAACAAAAGCUUUUUUAGUUUUGUUUUAAACCGGCUCCAAACAUGGGGUCUCCUAAGUUUUUCAGUUCUAGGCAUUUGAUCGUGAAAGUGUUUUUGAUGCAGUGCAUGAUUUUAAUGAAGACUUCAGCAGCUCCUUCGCCCAUUAUCAAGUUUCCAGGAGAUGAAAGCCCUCCAACAGACAAAGAAGUUGCACUGCGUUACCUGAAUAAGUUUUACGGAUGCCCACAAGACAGAUGUAACCUUAUGGUCCUGAAAGACACCCUGAAAAAAAUGCAGAAGUUCUUUGCUAUUCCGGAGACCGGGGAGAUCGACCCGAAGACGGUGGACAUCAUGAGGAAGCCGCGUUGUGGCGUGCCAGAUGUGGGCAACCUGAACAGACCCACUAAUUACACCUUCUUCCCCAGGAAGCCCAAGUGGGGCAAUAAGGACAUCACAUACAGAAUACUUGGACAUUCUCCUGAUAUGGAUGAGCAGACAAUUGACGAUGCCUUCCUGCGCGCCUUCAAAGUCUGGAGCGAUGUGACUCCUCUCACCUUCACCAGGAUUAUGGAUGGCGAGGCUGACAUCAUGAUCAACUUUGGCCGCAAUGAGCACGGUGAUGGCUACCCCUUCGAUGGGAAAGAUGGGCUUUUGGCUCAUGCGUUCGCUCCAGGUCCAGGCAUCGGGGGAGACUCCCACUUUGACGAUGAUGAGCAGUGGACGCUGGGAGAGGGCCAAGUGGUGAAGGUGAAGUACGGCAAUGCAGAUGGUGAAUUCUGCGCCUUCCCCUUCCUCUUCUCCGGCAAGGAGUACAACAGCUGCACCCCGGAGGGACGUGACGAUGGCUUCCUGUGGUGCUCCACCACCUACGACUUUGACACGGAUCAGAAAUAUGGCUUCUGUCCUCACGAGUUGUUGUUUACACUCGGUGGAAACGCUGAUGGCUCUCCCUGCAAGUUUCCCUUCACCUUCAUGGGGGACAAGUAUGACGGUUGCACCACCUCGGGCCGAGACGACGGCUACCGUUGGUGCGCCACUACCGAGGACUACGACCGUGACAAGACUUACGGCUUCUGCCCCGAGACUGCCAUGUCCACAAUGGGAGGCAACUCGGAGGGUGCUCCUUGCAUGUUCCCGUUUGUCUUCCUGGGUAACAGCUAUGACUCCUGCACUACCUCUGGACGCAGUGAUGGCAAAAUGUGGUGCGCCGUCACCAAGAGUUUCGAUGAGGACCGCAAAUGGGGCUUUUGCCCAGACCAAGGCUACAGCCUGUUCCUGGUGGCUGCUCAUGAGUUUGGUCAUGCCCUGGGCUUGGAGCACUCGCAGGACCCCGGUGCACUGAUGGCACCCGUCUACACCUACACCAAGAACUUCAGGCUCUCUAACGAUGACAUCCGUGGAAUCCAGGAGCUUUAUGGUGCUGGUUCAGGUUCGGACAAACCCUUGCCACCCACUCAAGGACCAGUGACCCCGAUGGAUAUCUGCAAUGAGGACAUAGUCUUCGAUGCUGUGGCUCAGAUUCGUGGAGAGACAUUCUUCUUCAAGGACAGGUUCCUCUUCAGAUCUGCUAACUUCAUGUCCAAGCCCACGGGACCCAUGCUUACGGCCACAUUCUGGAGCGACCUGCCAGACAAGAUAGAUGCUGCCUAUGAAAAUCCACUAGAGGAGAAGUCUGUGUUCUUCGCAGGGGAUGAGAUCUAUAUCUACUCAGCUAGCACACUGGAGAGGGGCUAUCCAAAGAGCCUGUCAUCCAUUGGUCUGCCCUCUGAUGUUCGCAAAAUCGACGCUGCCUUCUCCUUCAGCAAGAGCAAGAAGACAUACCUGUUUGCAGGAAACAGAUACUGGAGGUUUAACGAGGCCAAGAGUAAAAUGGAUCCCGGCUUCCCCAAGCCAAUAUCCGACUCCUGGAACGGCAUUCCAGACAACAUAGAUGCAGCCUUCAGUCUCAAUCAGGAUGGCAACAGCUACUUUUUCAAGGACUCGUACUACCUGAGGCUGGACGACAGUCUGAAGAUAACCAAGGUGGGCGAGGUGAAGGCAGACUGGCUGCGCUGCUGAGUGAUUGGACGGACACACACGCCGCAAGCAGCGUUCUGUGGUGACCUUUGACCUCUGCCUCUUGGGCAGUCCACCACCAUCCGUCAUCACGAACCUUGGCUACCGUGGCAACCCCGCCGCCAAGCAACAAAACACCCCCAAGCACUCGCAAGACUGUAACUACCAACUGGCUACUAUAACCUGCCACCCAGCCUGCCCGGAGUCCCUGUCACAUUAGUGAUGAUUCUUUAAAAACCUCUUUGCAAGCUGAACAUAGGCGAACGGGAUGAACCUUAAAAGUCUUUUUUUGUUAUUAUAUUACUGUGUGAUAUGUGCUGUUUUCUUGUAAUGCUGAAGGUGAAUUAAUUUGAUCUGUAGUUCCCCAAUGCUUUUGAAUGAUAAACUACUUUCACAUCACAUAUUCAGAGACAUCAGGUAUGUCCCAGUUACAUUGCAAAGCAGACGAUGCUUUAUCCGAAGAUAUAUCUGAUUAUGCAUAUUAUGUGAUUGAAUUUAUACAGCCCUAAACAUCCUCUGUUUUCUUUGUAGUUACAGUUCUGUCAGAGGUUAUUGUAUUCACCACAAAAGGGUGUGUAAUAUUUGUGUAGUAAAUGUCAGACACACAAAUAUUUCACAAUUAUUGCUUACAGGCAAGCACUUUUUAUAUAAAUGUGUUUUGUACACAUGGAGACCAAAUUACUGUCAAAGUCAGUCCAUUAUAUCUUGUUAGAUUUUAUGAUAAUCGUGGUGCUUAUAGAUUCACGGCACGGGUUGCCUGAGGAUUGUAUAGGGUCUGGUGCAUGAUGGAGUCAUGACGAGCAAAGUACCAUGAAGUGUUUAGUUGAAAUAAUCGUUUUGUAUAAUUACAUUUUGUCUUUUUACAUCUGGAGUUGACAGUACCGUUUGUUUUUGAUUUGUAAGAUGUAUUUGCUUUGUGCACUUUUUGUCUCUAUUGUUGAACAAAAUAAUAAAGAUGAAGAAUCUCA
Messenger RNA from Engraulis encrasicolus (European anchovy), 3167 nucleotides. It is a transcript of the gene mmp2, whose product is annotated as matrix metallopeptidase 2. The transcript has 13 exons. Gene Ontology annotation, biological process: tissue remodeling; proteolysis; collagen catabolic process. Lineage: Eukaryota; Metazoa; Chordata; Actinopteri; Clupeiformes; Engraulidae. Gene Ontology annotation, molecular function: metalloendopeptidase activity; zinc ion binding. Gene Ontology annotation, cellular component: extracellular matrix. Bases 208 to 2202 code for a protein of 664 amino acids. The record is from RefSeq and is a predicted model, not a curated record.